UUUCGAAGCCGGUCUUCAUUUUGACAUUCGUUGGAAAGGUCGAGAGUGCUGUUAAUUUACUGCAAGCCAAAACCUGUUUACGAUGCUUAAUAAAGCGAACCCCUUCACCGAGGAGAAUCGUAAACUACUACUGACGUUGCAGAAAUCGAAAACUUGGAAAUUUCGUAGUAAAUACGAAAAGUCCCUUUCCCCCCAAGUAAAACAGUUAGUGAAAGGUCUUUUGGAGCCUGAUGUAAAGAAGCGCCUCACGGCCGAACAAGUAUUAAAUUCGGAAUGGAUUGCCAUGGACCCUAAGUUGAAAGUAAUGUCUGCUGCAGAAUAUGCCUCCCUUAAUGCUGCUUUAGACGAAGUCAAUGCGGGAGAUGGAUACCAUUUACCAGAAACAUCACGCCGACUCUAUGUAAAAAGUAACGGGAAGGGUGCCUCUUCACUUGCGUUUUUGAAGACUGCCGACAAUCAAUAUGUUAAAAAUCUUGAAAUAUCGAAGAAGAUACAAAGUUUCUGAAUGUAUUUAAUGAUACUAUGUAGUAUGGAAAUAACCUGAUUGGUUGUAAUUAAGUUCUAUUCUUUUGAAAAUAGCUCCUUUAAUGUGCUGA
Hermetia illucens (black soldier fly) is the source of this 596-nucleotide messenger RNA. RefSeq lists its product as uncharacterized. NCBI's taxonomy places the organism in Eukaryota, Metazoa, Arthropoda, Insecta, Diptera, Stratiomyidae. Gene Ontology annotation, molecular function: ATP binding; protein kinase activity. Gene Ontology annotation, biological process: protein phosphorylation. Bases 83 to 505 code for a protein of 140 amino acids. The transcript is spliced from 4 exons. The record is from RefSeq and is a predicted model, not a curated record.